AUGUCAGACUUUGUACUAAGCCCGGAAUCAUACAAUUCUUCCCAUUCAAUACUAUGUGAAUCUUCACAGGAAUCAAAUAUAGAUACGUUACAAGAUACUCUUAACGAAAAGAUAUUCCUUAUUGACACAUACUCUACAAAUAUAUGGUUUAGUAGCCAGAAUGACGAAACAAAAAUACUAAAUAUCAGAGAGAGAAGCAUGAAUUCUAGUAGUACUCUAGCAGGUUGGGAACCUAUCCCUUCAGUCUUAAAUUCGGAAGAUAAGAUUAACAGAAUACUUGAGAUUAGUGACUCAGCAAUUCCAUCAAUGAAACUAGCAGAUAUUAUUAAACAAAAAUUACACCUAUCUGAAUCUAGAUCUAGUUCACAAAGUGAUUAUGGGACUCCAAAGGAUAUAAUUAUAGACGAAGAUGCUAACUUCCUCAGUGAGUUAGUAGAGGAGCUUACAAAAUGUUCUUUCCUUCCAGAAGUCAGUGAAUCCUUAACUCAGGGAGAAAUAGAUGGAAUUAAGGAUAUACUAAGCCAAGAAUAUCCAAUUUAA
Messenger RNA from Cryptosporidium muris RN66, 540 nucleotides. RefSeq lists its product as uncharacterized. The record is from RefSeq and is a predicted model, not a curated record. The coding region runs from base 1 to 540 and encodes 179 amino acids. NCBI's taxonomy places the organism in Eukaryota, Apicomplexa, Conoidasida, Eucoccidiorida, Cryptosporidiidae. The transcript has 2 exons.